Molecule: messenger RNA, 1389 nt
Organism: Cryptococcus wingfieldii CBS 7118
Lineage: Eukaryota; Fungi; Basidiomycota; Tremellomycetes; Tremellales; Cryptococcaceae
Exons: 4
Coding region: 1-1389 (462 amino acids)
Molecular function (GO): protein binding
Source: RefSeq, a predicted model, not a curated record
AUGUCGCCCCUCUUCAGCAUUCAGCCCAUCCCGGGCAAAGGCAGAGGUCUCAUCGCCAACCAACACAUCCCUCGGGGCACACUCCUCAUUAGCGAUGAACCCCUCCUCACCUUCAGACCCGCCACCAAAGACGGCCGCGCCCGCGCUAUCGAGCUCUACCAGCAGCUCCCAUACGACAAGAAGAUAGCCGUCGAGGCAUUCCGAGAAGGGCAUGGGCGCAUGAGUUUGCGACAAGUGUUGCUCGUUGUCGGUCUGCCGAUUGAGCAGCAAGGGGGUCGAGCGGGGGUGUUUGAGAAUGCUUCCUUGCUCAAUCACUCCUGUAUUCCAAACUGUUACCAUUGCUGGGACGGGGUGAAAGGGCAAGAGAUCGUCCACGCCCUCAUCGACAUCCCCGCCGGCGCCGAGCUCACAAUUGAUUACACCAGCGACGACAGCCUCCUCUUCUACCAGCGCCAAGGGGAGCUUCAAAGACGUUUCCACUUCACUUGCUCAUGUCCCCUCUGCUCCCUCCCUAGAAGGGAGAGAAAGAAAAGCGCUAACCGCCGUCAUCGAUACACCCAACUAGUCGACGAUUUCCUCACCGCCCUCACCGAUUCCAGCCCCAAAGUCGCCAUGGGCCUGCCCAAAACACUGUUCAAACUCAUCGAGAAAGAGUCUCUCUGGUCCCAUCUAGGGGCGAGGUACGCAGACGGCUUCCAGCUCUGCGCCAUGCACUCGGACGUCUUUCGAGCCCAUGCAUGGGCGCGCCGUGCUAAACAGGCAUAUACCAUCGCGCGGGGGACAGAUAGCAAAGAUGCAAAGGGUAUGGCGCUACUGGAGAAGGUUCCUGAAAGGUUUGGGCUCUUUGGGACGUUGUGUAAGAUCAAGAUGUACCCGCCAGGCGCGUUGUUUGUCCCCUCUUCUGCGAAGCAAGCUUUUGCAAAUGGAGUACCUUCUUCCUCUAUCACAUCUCCUAUCGCCUCUCUUGCCCCUCCCGCCGUCAGCCAUCAGACUAUCCCCCCAGCCGCCAAGCUCUCCAAGGGUCAGAGGAAGCGUGCUCGCGCCAGGGCAGCUAAAGAAGCCACCACCGCCACUAUACUCACCACCUUCACAUCCAACCCCUUCACUCCCCUUUUUCUCUCCUCUUCUCCCUCCACCACCGGUGAAUCCUCCAACGAGUCCGAUGAUGAAGAAGAAGACGUCAUCAUAGAGCUCGAUGCCGCCACUGCUGUCCAUCAUCAAGAAGACGACGGGCAGGAGGAGGAGGAGUCGAGGUUUACAGAGACGGAGAUGGCUGAGAUGGAGGAUCUCUGCAGGAUGAUCAUGGAGGUGUCAAUCGCUGAGAGUGUGUGGGAGGUUAAGGAUGAGAUGAUGGGGCUUGGUGGGCUGCUUGGUGAGUGGGACUGGUAA